Molecule: messenger RNA, 5083 nt
Organism: Habropoda laboriosa
Lineage: Eukaryota; Metazoa; Arthropoda; Insecta; Hymenoptera; Apidae
Gene: Cep164
Product: centrosomal protein of 164 kDa
Exons: 12
Coding region: 199-4245 (1348 amino acids)
Molecular function (GO): protein binding
Source: RefSeq, a predicted model, not a curated record
UUGACUGUCGUCGGACGGGCCUCGUCGCCCCAGCGAAACCUCUCAUCGUGCACGCGUCCGUCGUUUUACCGCUGGAAAAAUGACGGCUCCCGGCCUACGCGACUCGCCCGUGCUCUGUCCACGGUCUAGACACGUCCAUGUUCGCCGCGUUAUGUGAACGUCCUGCGUCCCGGGGCCCGGCUGUCCGUUCGCGCUAGCAUGAGCAUUUCUCAGGAGAGCGCGGCUUCGAUCGUGUGCAGGGAGGUCUUUGACGAGACGUCGCAUCCGUCGCACAAAGAGGUGCUCGAGUAUGCGAGACGACUGGGAAUCGACCCUGAUGCAGAACCACACCUUCUGGACCUGGCCAGGAAGGGCCUUAUGGCGGCCCUCCCUAAGGGAUGGCUGCCGUGCUUCCACGAGGCGAGUGGUGCUUGGUACUAUUACCAGGUGUCCACUGGAACCACCUCCUGGGAGCAUCCCCUGGAUCCUGUGCACAAGGCAAUGGUCGAGGAAGCCAGGGCUAGCAACGCCAGGCAAAUGAGCAUCGAAGAGGAUUCUAAGACAACGACCAAGGACCUCGAGUCACACGAAGAAGCAACUCUGCCUAAGGAGACCUCCUCUUCCAAGGAAACCUCGAAACACGCGGCUAAGAACAACACAGUGUCCACCAGGAUUCCUACGAAGUUGACACCGUUGACACCGUUGACACCGUUGACACCGUUGAAGAAGAUCGUCGGAGGAAGGAGGAAGGAUGGAAUAACCCAAGAGAAACAAUCGAAACGAGAUGACACGAGGAUAGAUAAUCCUCUGGCAACUAACAGAGCUUCCAGAGACUAUACUAAGCUGAAGUUCCAAGAUCCGAAAUUCUACGAGUGCCCGAAAAUCCUGGAGAUGGCUGGUUCGACGAGUGCCGCGAGUACACCUACAGCGACGACGCCAGAGCAAGAGAUAGACUUGAAGGAGGUGCUGAAGAGGUCGGAAUCUCUCAGUCCCAGGCAUGAGAAGGAUUGGGAACAGUUGUCUAGUAAAUUCAGCUCCGAGGAGAAUAUCAUAGACAUCGAUAAGCUCAGUGUCAGUACUCUAGCUAGAUCGGAGAAGUCUGAGAAGUUCGACAAAGAGAAGCAUCCUAGUCAGUUCGGUCAGCAGAAGGAGUUGACCAUAAGCGGUGGAGGAACUAUGUUUCUGAAGAGCAACAGAAGCAGAGAUACUACUCCUAGUCACGAAGGGAGCAAACUGGACGAGUUCAGAACGGUUAUGAUCCCUGACGAAGUUAUAAACGUCGGUGGAGACAAGCUGAAGUCGAUCUUGAGAGAGAAACAGUCUGAAGAUGAUGACAGACCAGUGGACGAGGAGAGAAAAAGCGUGAGGUUCGACAUCGAGAAAGAAGUGGAUAUCAAAUUUACCUACUCGGGGUCGGAAGACGACUGGGAGUCGGAAUCUGAGGAACAGGACGUACAAAUAACCGCAGUUGUUUCGAACAGGGACACUGGCUGGAUUCAUUCCUCGCAAAAGUCGAAUAACCAAAGCAUCAACGACGAAACCAAAGUAGAUUUAGACGGUAAACCUGAAGAUGAGAUCGGGAGAAGCAGCUCGUCGUUGGAAAAAGUGGAACAGAUUCCAGUGAGGAAGGACGCGAAAAUUGUAGGAAAGAGAUUCAUCGUUCAAAAUGUUCCUGAAAGUGAGCAUCGUACUAGGUUCGUUCUCCAAAAUGUCGCUGAGAAGGAUCAUCGUCUUCAGAUGGCCAGAGACAGUUUGUCCAGAGAGAGCUUCUCGAGAGAAAGUAGUCCUGACUUCACGUCGACUAGCAAAUUCAAUAAAAUCAAAAAUAUCGAUCUAGUGUCGAAAAGUGAGACUGAUUAUACCACUGAUUCGGAAGUCCGCCGAAAGAACACGUCCAAAGUGGAUUUCUCGAAGGACGAACAGACUGACGACGACGACACGUCGCACUCUUCCCGAGUCAACCAGAAGUACGAGCUUUCUCGUAAGAAACGCUACGAGAAUGCUGUGAAACAGGAGCAGAGCAAGAAGCUGGAUGAAACGAAGACUAGAUUGAGCUUGGAGCAUCACAAGGACAUCGACGCGUUGCAGAAGGACUUCGAGGAGAAGCUGGGACAGGCGAAGAAGGAAUUGGAGGAGAAUUUCGCGGAGCAGAAGAAGCAAAUGGAGAAGAAUUUGUGCGACAAGUUGGAGGAAUUAAAAUGCGAGAUGGUCGAGAAGGAGGAACGAGAAAUCCAGAAGUUAAUCGCCGAAAUGGACGAGGCCAGGCUGAAGAAUCUGAAGAAGGUGAAGGCGGAAUUGGAAGUGUGCUACGAGAAAGAGAGGCAAGAAAUUCUGGCGAAUCUGAAGACGGAACUUGACGAGAGAAGGAGAGAAUUGCUGGAAUUGCGGAACCAGGAGAUGGGAAAAUUGGAAAGCGAGCAUGAACGUGACCUGGGCGAAGAGAAGCUGGCGAAACUGAGCGAGUUCGAGCUGACCAAGCAGCAUUCCGAAAGGAUCGAGGCAAUGAAGAAGGAAUUGGAGAAGGAGUGCGAGGAUCUUCGUACCCAGCUACGAAUGCAACACAGGGAGAAGAUUUCUAGGAUCACCGACGAUCACGAGAAACAUCUAACUGAACUUCUGCGCGAUUUUCGAAGGAACGAGGAUCUCACCAGGGAAAUGUACAAUCAACGUCUGGAGGAGAUUCGCGCGGAUUUGGCGCGAGAUGUGGGGAACGAAACGAGAAGGCAGACAGAGCGAGCUAUUCAACAAGAGAGCGUGGAGUUCGACAAGAUGCGCAGCGAUAAACGGCUUCUUCAAGAGAAGUAUGUGGCGUUGAAGGAUAAGUACAUGAAGCUGAAGAGGCAGUGUCGUUCAGCGAUCGAGAAAAGGAGACGGGUGGAGGGAUACACCACUGCUUCGGAGACAGAGAGGUCGACGUCCACCAGGACGAGAACCGAGAGGACCGAGUCGUCAGAACAAAAAAGCAUGGUUCUGUCCACCUCGACGACGACCAACGCCAAACCUCACGAGAUACAGCCGACCAACAGCGUGCAGCAGCAGCAGCAGCACCAGCACCAGCACCAGCAGCAGCAACCCGAGGAACCGCACGAGCAGCCGGAAGAAUCGAGCGCUCAGAAGGCGAACACGGGGUUUCCGAAGAGCAUAGCCGUGGCUAAAACAGCCGCGAGAUUUGAAACGGACGACACGACCACCGCCAGCGAAACGAACGCGAAUCUGACGAAGAAGAAGAAGAAUUUCACGAAGAAAGCGACCACCGCCAACAGACCUAGUACAGCAGCGGGCAACAACCACAACAACAACAACAACUUCGAGAAUCCUGUGGAGAACAUCAGGAAACAGCUGGAGAAGCUCGAAGAUCUAGGUGAUCAAUUACCCAGCAACGAAACGGCCUACAUUUUGCGAUAUCCUUUCCAAGACAAAGCACCGGCGAACGCCUCCUCGGAGCUGGAGUUUUUCCGGCACCGAAUUCACGUCGAGAGGGAUUCAGUAAGGCGGGCGAGGGAGGCACUUCGGCAUCAGGAGAACGUAUUCCAGGGACGGCAGAGGGUUUGGAAGCAACGUAGCGCUAGGGCGACCCUCGAGCAACUGAUUCAGGAAGAACGCGAACUUUCGGACAUGGAGGUAAAUCUACACCGGACCAAGAGCCUCUUAGGUGAGAAAGUGAUUUAUCUGAGGCACUUGGAGCAGUCGUUGGAGAGGGUGGCGAAUGUGAAGAAGAACGAGAACGAAGCAACUUCGACGAGGAACGAUGAAUUAACACUGAGCGACCUGUCCAGCGUAAGCAGUGGCUUCAGUUCGACGGAUUUAGAAACGGAUAUGUUCAUAGACAAUCCGGAUCGGUACCAGGAUUCGGCGGAAAUCAUCGCAAGUCUGGAAAAACUAAUCUCGGACAUACGUGAUACGUGGGGCGUGCUGAAUAAGUGUCCAGACACAACCAUACCGCCACCGUCAACUUGGAUGCACUCUUACGUUGCUGCCCAAUUUCUAAUUACACACAAUUCGAUCGUUUCCUUUCCAGGAGCGUUUGGUACGCCGCAUAUUCUGUCGAACAUCCUGUCCGAGUUAAAAGCCACGCAACCAUCGACGAUCACCAUGCAGAACAUCAUCGCCCAAUAUGGUCCUAACAGCGGUUUCACAACGAGCGUUGGUACCGUUGAGAAGAGUUCCUCCAAUUUAAUGGAGAGAACGUGGAAUCUACGGGAUUGGCUGCGGCAAGCUCGCAUCGAGAACACUGACCUGAUGAAUCCAGGCCAGGCGACUCUGUAGGACACAGAGAUUCACAGUCGUCGAAAAUCGAAAGAUUCACUUCCAAACGACUCUCGUAGAAGAUGAACGAUUUAUUUCCUUAAUUACUUUACUCGAUCUUCUAGUAAAUAAUCCAUUGACCAAUCAAAAGUAGCGAAAAAGAAGUCGUUUGAAAGCGAAGAUUCUUUUUUCUUUUUUUUAUGGAGAAAUCGUCGUAUCCACUCUGGCCGAGCCAACUGCACCAAUUUUCGAACCUCAACUUCGCUUGUUCCUAAACGAGUUCAGUUCGUCUUUUUGCUGAAUCAACGACAAAGACUGUAACAACGAGGCACGUGCACGACACAGAACCCCGUGGCAAAAGCUAAUCGCAUUCUAGAAUCCUUGUUACUCGAUGAUAGAGGAUGAAUAAUUAGAACCUAUGAAAAACACUGUGGGGCACGUGGUCACGUGAGAAACAAACUUCCAAAGCUCGGUCGUAUCGCGGCGUUCCUUCGAAAUUUUAUCCGCAAUAGCAGCCUGCCUAUUCGACGAUGAAAUUCUAAUUACAAUUGAAAAGUGUAACGAUUGUAAUUAGAAUUUCGCCCUGGAAUUUUAACAGACACCGUUUCGUUUAAUAGUACACUAUUUAUCGACAUUUUACGGUGUAAAAAGUGGGAAGACUUUGAAGAAAAAGAAAGAAAGAAAAACAAGCGCCAAAAGACUCGGUUGUGGAAAACUUGUGUGGGAAUCGUUUGUUGGAAACGAGGAGCCCUUGUGUGUGGCCGCUACAUGGAUUCGCAUGAAACGGAAGGAUAGUUAGCGCUACAGAGUUCUCUUGUAAAUAAGAAUUUCUCUCGAUGGUUCCUUUUCUCCUCCCCCC